Poeciliopsis prolifica (blackstripe livebearer) is the source of this 2158-nucleotide messenger RNA. RefSeq names its product AU RNA binding protein/enoyl-CoA hydratase (gene auh). The transcript is spliced from 10 exons. Gene Ontology annotation, biological process: fatty acid beta-oxidation. Gene Ontology annotation, molecular function: enoyl-CoA hydratase activity. Lineage: Eukaryota; Metazoa; Chordata; Actinopteri; Cyprinodontiformes; Poeciliidae. Gene Ontology annotation, cellular component: mitochondrion. The record is from RefSeq and is a predicted model, not a curated record. Bases 39 to 983 code for a protein of 314 amino acids.
GGAGGCGAAGAAGAAGAAGACCUCUGUAGUUGACGGUCAUGGCUGCUGCAGUGGGACGUUUGUCCCAGUGUUUAACCUCCAGAGUGUACGUGGUGUCAGCCCCAUACCUUUGCUGGCGACAGCAGAGAGGUUUGUGUUUCAGUCGCCCCAAAGCUGCAACGCGGCAAUACAGUCAUGACUCCAGGGACGACCUGAAGGUCCGAUAUCUGGACGGGGAAGACGCGGGAAUUGUUGUUGUUGGGAUAAAUCGACCAAAAGCCAAAAACUCUAUAAGCAAAAAUCUUGUCAACAUGAUGUUUGCGGCUGUAGAGGAUAUUAAGAAGAAUAACAAAGUGCGCAGUGUCAUUUUGUCCAGCUUGGUUCCUGGUAUUUUCUGUGCAGGUGCAGAUCUGAAAGAGAGAGCAAAGAUGCAUCAAAGUGAGGUGGGACCGUUUGUUUCAAAAGCAAGAGCCCUCAUUACAGAGCUGGAUAAUCUUUCAGUACCUACUAUUGCUGCAAUUGAUGGGGCUGCCUUAGGAGGAGGUUUGGAAAUGACCCUUGCUUGUGACAUAAGAAUUGCUUCCAGCAGUGCAAAAAUGGGAUUAGUUGAGACACAGCUUGCAAUUAUUCCUGGAGCAGGUGGAACACAACGUCUCCCAAGGAUUAUUGGUGUAUCUCAAGCCAAGGAACUCAUAUUUACUGCUAAAAUAGUGGAUGGAAAAGAGGCGAGUCAUCUGGGACUAGUCAAUCAUUCAGUAGAGCAGAAUGACAAUGGAGAUGCUGCCUAUCUCUACGCUCUUGAACUUGCUCGUCAGAUCAACCCUCAGGGUCCAAUUGCAGUUAGGAUGGCAAAAUUAGCAAUCAACCAAGGAAUAGAGGUGGAUUUAGCUACAGGUUUGGCAAUUGAAGAGGCGUGCUAUGCUCAGGUGAUCCCAACAAAAGACCGAUUGGAAGGUUUGGCUGCUUUUAAGGAGAAGAGGCGUCCUCAAUACAAGGGGGAGUGAGGUUAUACGAUUCAUUUCAAGAAAUUCUGUUCCAAAAAUGAAUGAAUUCCCACACCUGUGAACAACCAAGCUAUUUUAAUGCAAAGCCUUUGACUUGAAAGAGUGUGGUAAUUACAGUAAAGACUUUUUUUUAUCUUAACACAUGCCAUUGUACUUUCAAGUAAAGGUGAAUGCAGUGAAACAGAAAAUUUCACACAUUACUCUGCAUUGUGUCUGGAGGACUUUGUUGCAUGAUAGAACACAUGGUUAGAACUGAUGGAAGUUUUCUUUAAGUGCAAACCAAUCUCUGGCUGUGUGCCCACUACCUGCUCAUAAAUUCAUGUUCCUGUCUUUGAAAAAUUUCUAAAACUGGGAAUGUAUGGCUUUGUGUAGCUUUUUUUCAAAUGCAAUUUCUUCUUUUAAAAUUUUACAACCAUUGUUGAUUAACCAAGUCUAGUUUAUUUAAAGUGUCAAUACAUUUUCUUGGAAACAUUUAGUACGUUUUUUUCAAAAAAAAUAGAAUUUGAUAUUUGCUUUGUUUCAACAAUAGUCCUCAACUGUGUUUUAGACAGUUGAGGACUCUUGGCAUGCAGAAAUGGUAAAUACAAAUGGACACAUCUCUGAUGUGUCCAUUUAUAUUUCAAACUUAGUAGAUGGUUUGUUUGAUAAGCUGCCAUCUGGAGUCCACAGUUUUGUACAUUUUAGGUUAGAUUUCAAUUGGCAAAGACCAUAUUAUUUAUGUAUUGGAAGAUACAUAAAUGUGUUUUACAUUACUGUGCUUAUGUUGUUUUUAAAGCUCACAAGGUUUCAUAGUUUUCUUUAUGUAUGACCCAUAUAUGUAUGUACAUGUUGGGUGUUUCAAGCAAAGCUGUUGCUUCAGUUUGCUGGAAAUUAUUUGAAUAUAAUUAAAUUGUCUUUCCUAUUUAGUGCCAAAUAUAUAAUGCCAUAAAAUAACCACAUUUUCAAAAUUGUGUUUUGUAAACACCUAAUAUGAUGGCUAAGGUUGUGGGUGAUUGUCAUGAAACAACCCAUAGAAUUUAGAAGUUCUGUUUUCUUUUCUUUUAUUCCUUGGUAUUGUUUGUUCUGUUGUUUUAGUUUCAAACUACUUUUGCUAAACUUUUGAAUGCAUGAGUCACAUGCCAAGUGAAGACUGGCCAUGUCAAACAGCUGUAAUAAAGUCUAAAAGAAAUGCCUGA